GGGUAUAACCAUCGAUUAAGAGGGUCUCAACACUGAGAAGAUGACGAAUGUGCAAAAUGGCAGAAAAUGUGCUGUCUAGGCCAGGUAUAGCUAUAGGAGGUGAAGAGGUGGCAGCAGUAACCAACACUGCUGCCCAAAGGGGGGCUCUUGGCCACAUAAGAAGAGUGAGGGUUUCUACAAUUCUUGCACAGGAAAAAGUCUUGGGAAGAGAGAAGUGAGGAGUGAUCGGUAGCUACAGCGUCCUCCAGAGCACAGACAUGACAUUGAUACACAUCCAUCCCUUCCUCCCUGGCUUGCUCUUGUGGAUUAUACAGCUCUCCAGUUCUUUUGUGCUGGCCAGUGCUACCGAACUGCUGCAUCCUUCCAACAGCACUGACACUGACCUCAUGUUUGGCAUCGGGAUUCCUAGAAACAGGAGGAAACGUUACAUAUCUCCCCGCGACAUGAGCGCCUUGCUGGACUAUCAUAACCAGGUGCGCUCCAAAGUCUUCCCUCCAGCAGCCAAUAUGGAAUACAUGGUGUGGGAUGAACGACUAGCCAAGUCCGCAGAGUCAUGGGCCAACCAGUGCAAAUGGGACCAUGGACCUAGUCAGCUGAUGCGCUAUGUGGGGCAGAAUCUUUCCAUCCAUUCUGGAAGGUAUAGAUCUAUAGUAGAUCUGGUGAAGGCAUGGUAUGACGAGCGGCAGCAUUACUCCUUUCCUUACCCGCGAGAGUGUAAUCCCAGCUGUCCUAGUAAAUGCAGUGGCUCGGUCUGCAGUCACUAUACACAGAUGGUAUGGGCAUCGUCCAAUAAAAUAGGCUGUGCCAUCAACACUUGCAAUAACAUCAAUGUGUGGGGAAGUACAUGGAGACAAGCUGUCCUUCUGGUCUGCAACUAUUCCAUUAAGGGUAACUGGAUAGGAGAAGCUCCUUACAAAUUGGGAAGACCAUGCUCAGCUUGUCCCCCAAGCUAUGGCGGCAUGUGCAGCAAUAACAUGUGCUUUUCUGGGGUGAAGUCUAAUAAACUCAGCUGGUUUUAAUGUAGUGAGGGCCAUAGCUGUUCCUUUAUACAAUAAUGAAUGUUCCAUGUGAUUAGUGAAAAAAAAAAGCGGUUGGUGUUGCCUUAUAGACAACCAGACACAUCCUGUGUUAUGUUGUACAGUAUGGGCCAAUAUAACACCCAUCAGCUUCUAUGCCAGUCACCCAUUGGCACAAGUUACACCUUUGUGUAUAAAAGAAUCACAUGAUCCUACAGAGGGCCUCCUUCUUCUGUUCACCUCCCCUGAUCACUGCUUGUGAUGUCAUCAGUAACCAUGUAACUGCUCAGAACUUCCCCAUAGGUUAGAGGUCAGUGCCUAUGUAAAAAAUGUCCUAUAAUCUGACACUAAAGGUGCAGUAAGCCUAAAGGCUCCAACUGGAGGUAGAAUGUAUGGUUAUUAUCCUUGUGUUUUGCAAGCGUUUGCAUAAAAUGUUGUUAGUGAGCAUGACUCUGCCAAGGUGUCUCCUUUUCUGACACAGCACCACUCUUGUCUAUGGCUGUGUCUGGUAUUGCAACUGCAAACUAGAACCAAAAGAAGAGAGGACCAACAUUACAAGACACCUACUUAAACACAGGGAGAACACACAAACUCCAUGCCCAAUGGACAAGAAUGGACUGUUUUGGUUAAAAGAAAAGACAGACCUUUAAUAUUACUUUCAUACGAUUCCAGUAGUUAAACAAACCCAUUGUUUUAAGGGUUUUUGAUUUUAAUUUUUUCUUACUUAAAAUGAAUAUAUUGAGCUAUAGUGCUAAAAUAUAUCCACCGAUUACAUAGAUUUAUGUUUUAUGGCAUUUCAAAAAUAAGAAUUAAGGGGGAAUAUCCCUUUAAAAGCCUGACAUUGGGAUAUACAAGCUUCCACUGUCUUUUUACUACUUUGUCGGUGACGUCCAGUGUAGGGUUUGUUUUUGUGCUUUUGACUUGUAGAACGUGGUUUGGUGAGGGAUUAGACAAGGGUUUCAGAUGUAAACAGAAUGGUCACAUCAUCAGUAAUGUCACUGGGUCAAUGUAAAAUGGCAAAAAUCAUCAGUCAUGUCACUGGUCUUAUAUAAAUUGAUUGGAUAUGUUAUCUAUGAUGUCACUGGUUGUGUGCACAAUGAUUGGCUGUAUCAUCACUGUCGGCACUGUGUUAAAUCUCUUGGUUAUAUUGUAAUCCCUAUGUAAAUCAACUGAUUGUUGCUGGCCAGACAAUGCCGGAAAGUCCUUAUCUUAAAGGAGUACUCCACUGGCCAGUGUUCGGAACUAAAUGUUCCGAACGCUGUUUUCGCGCUGCGGGGGUCGGCCACGCCCCUCGUCAUGUCAU
Hyla sarda is the source of this 2319-nucleotide messenger RNA. RefSeq names its product R3H domain containing like (gene R3HDML). The transcript has 6 exons. The record is from RefSeq and is a predicted model, not a curated record. Lineage: Eukaryota; Metazoa; Chordata; Amphibia; Anura; Hylidae. The coding region runs from base 258 to 1019 and encodes 253 amino acids.